CACUGCUAAUUUUAUCUUUAUGCGGAAAUAAGAUUUUGUUGUUCCUUACAAUGAUGGGAAGUACAGACAUGCACGCAGUGAGAUGAUAUCAGAUUUCAACGAAGUGAUCUCGUUCAUAUAAAGAAUCGGGGGCCACACUGAUUACAGGACAGAAUUCCGAGUCUAAAAUGAGUUAUCAGCCACCCACAGGAUCUUACCCAGAAAACCCACCUCCCUAUGAGCAGAUUGGUGGCACCCAACCGGCAGGGGCAGACACUGGACCACAAACAGGGGGGUAUGGUCCGUACAAGCAACCUCCCGGACCACCAAAAGAGGGCCAUGCUCCCCAUCAACAACUAUCAGAAGGAGCACAUCCCCCACCACAAGCGGGGGGAUACACUCCGCAUCAUCAACUAUCAGCAGGGUCUUAUCUGGGACCACAAAAAGAGGGACGGACUCCCCAUCAGCAACCACCGGGAAAACCACAAAUCCCACCACAAGCGGGGGGAUACGCUCCGUAUUACUCCCCAGCAGGGGUUUAUCAACAACAACCAACAACUGUCUACGUUUACGAGCAGAGGAGGGAUCAAGACCAGGACACAACCGAGGAAUACUGUCUACUGGCCUUCUGCUGGGCAAUGUUGUGCUGCUGUUUCAUGGAUAACUUCUGAAUUUUGAAAUUCUGUAUAACUAACUAAUGACUAUAACUAAUUGUAUAUGUAUACGUGGCACCUGAUCAUACCUCUGGGGGUGCGUGUUUGCUCCGCUCCCAAACUGUAUUGUUCUAGUAUUGACCUCUGAACUUGAUAAUUGUGCAUUAUAUCAUGUUGUAAAUUUUGAAUUUACUAGAGGAAGGUAAAUGCAAAAUUUACAUGACAUAGUUAUCUUCAUAUUUUAUGCAGUAGAUAUCCGGAUAACACGGAGAUUUAACUCAUAUAAUCGGCUAAUAUCAAGAUGACUUGAUCAUAAUUAACAGAAGAAUAUACAGCUGAUAGCUGGAUAUUACCCGACUACAAGGGAUAAUUAGGAUUGAUUGUAAGGAUGUCUGUGAAUUAACUCUAAUAUUUUACAUUUUAAUUCUUGUGCACCUUUAGAAUGUUACAUUCUGUUUUAAAACAUUGCAUAAAAAUCAGUCAUAAACCAUGGGGAUACAUGAUUUUCCAUUACUAACAAUUACAAUCUUAUUUUGUAAUCUGAAAUCGACAGAACUGUCAGUAAUUUAUCAAAUCAAGUAAGGUUUAGCCAUCAGAACAACUGGACCCUGAACAUUCGUUUGCAACAAGAAAGAAAGUCUCAAAGGAAUGGAAAAGACCUGUAGUAAUUAUAAUGUUAUUUGAUUGCAAUAUUUCUGUUUAUAUUUAACAGUGCUUCAAUGUUUGUUUUUGUAUAUUACUUUUAAAAUUUAUCUUAUUUUUAAGAGGAAAACUCUGCAAUACAUCCUUUUAUCAGAUUUGACUUUAGAUAUUUAUCGUAGGUUCAGUGCAGAGUAGGAAAUGACUAUUUUAGGCAGUCUGUCAUGACUUAAUGCAAAAUAACUAAAUGCUGUCAUAAGACAGUAAUAGUAAUACCCACAUCAGGUUGUUUGCCUCGAAAUGUACUCAUUAAAAUAUGGGUUAUGAGGGAAGAAGCCAAAACAAUUCCAUGAUUUACAUAUAGUUCAUUUUCAGCCCAUUAUUGCUC
This is a messenger RNA of Saccostrea cuccullata (small rock oyster), 1659 nucleotides long. RefSeq names its product basic salivary proline-rich protein 1-like. Bases 168 to 650 code for a protein of 160 amino acids. Lineage: Eukaryota; Metazoa; Mollusca; Bivalvia; Ostreida; Ostreidae. The transcript has 3 exons. The record is from RefSeq and is a predicted model, not a curated record.